Anguilla anguilla (European eel) is the source of this 1931-nucleotide messenger RNA. RefSeq names its product lipoprotein lipase-like. The coding region runs from base 409 to 1536 and encodes 375 amino acids. Lineage: Eukaryota; Metazoa; Chordata; Actinopteri; Anguilliformes; Anguillidae. The transcript has 6 exons. Gene Ontology annotation, molecular function: lipoprotein lipase activity; apolipoprotein binding. Gene Ontology annotation, biological process: lipid metabolic process. The record is from RefSeq and is a predicted model, not a curated record.
ACUUCAGUGCUUUAUAAAUUUUAGGAAGAUCAAUGCUUUUCAAGUGUACUAUUACUCCAGAAGGACCCCCUUGAAAAUGAGAUGCCACAUCUCAAGGGGCUAUCCUUUCAAUAAAUUCAAAUUCAAAUUACGCAAAAUACUUGUCUGCGUUUUUUCCUUCUUUUGAACGUGUGCAUUAUUUAUUAUUUCAUGGUCAAGGUGAUAAGCGAAUUUGCCUUCCGGAAUAAGUAAAGUUCAAACUAACCUAAACGAACCCAAAAGGUAACACACAACAUAUGACUUAUAUUUUGUGCACAAUUCAGUGUGACUCACACAACUCAUCUCUCGGCUGGAGAAAGUGCAGCGGGCACGGCAGGACCAGGCACUGCUUCCAUAUACAGUCAAAUGAGACAAAAUGAACAAUAAAUUAUGCAUCUUAUUUUUAAACAUUUGUCACCCAUAUUUUUUGCACUUCCAGGCAACGGCACAGACUGGCUGAGGGACUACAGCGACAUCCAAUCAAAGUUCUCCCUGCGCACCUGUGACGGUCCGGAUGAGGACCUGUGCUACCUGGUACCUGGUCACCCACACACCGCCCACGAGUGCCAGUUCCACGCCCACGCACGGACCUUCAUGAUAAUUCACGGCUGGACGGUAACGGGGAUGUUUGAGAGCUGGGUGUCCAUGCUGGUGCAGGCUCUGUACGAGCGGGAGCCCCACGCUAACGUGCUGGUGGUGGACUGGCUGGACCGAGCCCGUCAGCACUACCCCACCUCCGCCGCCAACACCAAGCUGGUGGGCCGCGACGUCGCCAAGUUCAUCAACUGGAUGGAGGUGGAGCUACAGUACCCCCUGGAGAUGGUGCACCUGCUGGGGUACAGUCUGGGGGCCCAUGUGGCCGGCAUCGCUGGAGAUCUCUCCAAAAACAAGGUCUACAGGAUCACAGGUCUGGACCCUGCUGGCCCGGGGUUCGAGCAUGCUGACGCGCAGAGCUCCCUCUCCCCGGAUGAUGCCGAAUUUGUGGACGUCCUGCACACGAACACGAGGGGGUCCCCCGGGCGCAGCAUCGGGAUCCAGCGGCCCGUGGGGCACGUGGACAUCUACCCCAACGGCGGGACGUCCCAGCCUGGCUGCGAUCUACAAAGCGCCAUGCUGAAGAUCGCCAUGUCCGGCAUCCAGAAUGUGAAUCAGUUAAUGAAGUGUUCCCAUGAGCGCUCAGUGCUCCUGUUUUUCGACUCGCUGCUGAACUCUGAGCAGCAGAGCACGGCGUUCCUCUGCAGCUCCAGGGAGACCUUCAGCCGCGGCCUGUGUCUCAGCUGCCGUGGCAACCGCUGCGCCAAGCUGGGCUACGGCGCCCGGCCGGUCCGCGCCCGCCGGAGCCUCACCAUGUACCUGCACACCCGCGGGGUCAUGCCCUACAAAGUUUUUCACUUCCAGGUGAAAGUACAUUUCUUCAGCCAUUUCUUUGAGAGGUACCAAACACACCUAUUCAAUACUCGUGUGCUUAUUCAAAUGAUGGUUUGUGUGUACUGUAUUGACGCAAAAACAAUUUUUUAAAAGAGUUUGAAGAGUUUUGCAAGAAUUGUUUGCUUUUGCAAGAGAUGUAUAAUGUUUUGCUGGUUUGGUGUAAGGUUUUGUGGUUAGUGCGCAGAGUUUUGCAAAAAUAGCCUAUAGUUUCAAAGAUAGUGCCUAAGCAAUCAGAAAAAACUGUAAAAGCUUGAGGACCAUUCUGUCAUUGAACAAUGAGCUGGUGAUUCUUUAUUAGAAAUGUUAAAUAUGCACUGAUAGUGCAAAGUCACUUCAGUGACAAGCAGGUGCUGUAGAUGUGGUGCAAGAAUUGGUACCAGCGUUCUCCUGCUGCAUGCCAGCCAGCAUGAGAAUGGUUCCGGAUGGAAAAUCUAAAUUAUUAUGCUACACCAAACAACUUAAUAUAUUAGGCUAUUAUUAUAAUU